Zychaea mexicana is the source of this 2609-nucleotide messenger RNA. RefSeq lists its product as uncharacterized. The record is from RefSeq and is a predicted model, not a curated record. The transcript has 7 exons. NCBI's taxonomy places the organism in Eukaryota, Fungi, Mucoromycota, Mucoromycetes, Mucorales, Lichtheimiaceae. The coding region runs from base 69 to 2420 and encodes 783 amino acids.
CCUCGCUUUACUAAUUGCUACUACUGCAUAUUGCUUACUUCCCAAGCACCUUGACUGACCGAGAAAAUAUGGAAUCUUUUAGCGCAGUCCCAGAAGUAGGAGAGCCUUCGUCGGCGUCAGCAGCCUCUCAAAUUGCUGCACGGCCAUCUGGUAUUGACGUUCCCACUUUUAUGAGCCGCUAUGACAUGGCACUUGCACAUGACGUAGAAAAAAUUCUCGAAAAGCACGAUAUUGUGGAUGACGAGCUUAUGUCGGAAAUGCUGGAUUUGAUCCUUACCUGGCAGCACGUAAUGAAAGCCAGGCGUGCCCACUAUGGUCACAACGAAGAGAACUUGUGGCGGCGAAUCUACCUAGGUCUCACUGUGGAAGCUACUGCUUUAGGAUCCACGACAACAGACUUGCUGCCCAAGGACAUUGACAUGGAUGCACGCAACUGGCGGAUUAUCCAAGCAUUCACGGGCUCAACGCACAUGCAUGAAUUUCUCGGAGUCACAAUUGAUGCGGUGCAUUCGCUCCUGGCUUGUGCGCGUCCUUCUGUGGUUGAGCCUUAUUUGAAAGAAGCCGAGAUUACUGGGCUACAACAAUCAGUAACAACUGCCGCAGUAGAAAAACAAACUGAGCAGCAGCAGACGGAACAUCAAGGGGAAGCAGGUCAAAGUGAUGUAUCGACGCAACGACAGCCAGGAUCAACGGUACCCUUUGACGGCUCUGAUUUGCAUUCAUCAAGCACUACUGAUACGAGCGAAGGUGAUCCAUCAAAUAUUCCAAGCACACUUGUUCCCUUGGCCGAUGUGAAAGCAAUGAAAGCGUCGGAGCCCAGUGACAAGAACCAGGAUGUGGGUCCCACUAUACAGCGUGAAUCAGAUUACCCAAAUACAACUCUACAACAACAGCAGCCAAAUAAAGAACGCGGCGAUCUUUCUAGCGUGGGUGACAGCAGUAGCAGCACUGACUCUCCGGUAAAAGCCGAAAAAGGAGAAGAAGCAGCAGCAGCAGCAGCAGGAGCAGCAGGAGCCAAAAACUCGACGAUGGCCACCACAGCUUCAGCCGCUUUACCCCCAAAUACAGCAGCAGAAGUUCCACGUCCAUUUGCGGCCACAGCUUCUUCUCUAUCCAAGGGCAAAAUGCCAGCAAUGUAUACAGCUCAGCCUGUGAACGAGCAGCAAUGCAUCGACGCCUUUAUGCGUCCAUGCCGUAAGAUACUUCACGAGAUGCUCUUGCAAUACGAGCAGUCAUCCAAUCCGUUCGAAGUCGGCCCAGUUGGUGUGGUGGAAGACCUUGUCAAGAGCGUUUCUCAGUUGAUUGGCGAAGUUGAAAAGCCAGAUGCUCAGCAAACAUCGGCUACCAAAAAUUUCCACAAGUUGUUGAUGGGAUUUGCGCAAGACGAUGGCGGCCGGAGUCAUAUGGACCAAUUGAUCGACGCGUUGAAGCAAAUCACUGUUGACGCUGAGACGAAGCACCAGAUCUUUGAAAUAUGGUCGACCUUACUCGCAGACUGCCAGACGCAGCGCGAACACGAACUGACAGUGAACGAGCUGAGUGAGCCUAUAAUGUCUGAAGCCGAUACAUUGCUCCAACGUGUGGCCGAGCUUAUUCUCGCGCAUGAUGUGCAUGUCAUGGAGGUGCUGCAUCAUGCCAGUGCAAUCGUCUUGCCGUACUCCGGCGGAUUCUCUCAUACUCUGGCGUACAAGGCUAGACGACUGGGAUCAGAGGUGCUUUGGGACUCGCUACAUGGUCGUCCAACCUUCAACAAGAUACACUGGUCGAAGUUCAAGGCUGUUUAUCCGGAGCUGUGUAAACUUCUUGGUCCUUUGUCCAUUGGGCGCAUUGAAACAAAAUUUCAUGGUUAUGAUGUUGUUCUGGAAAAUGUUAAAGUGGACUUGGAGCACGCGUUUCCCAAAAACGUUAUGCACCGCAUCUACAGCGAAUUUAGUCAGGCACCUGAAAUCGAUCAGUUUAAAGCAGGAGAAGACGUACACAAAUCCAUCGACAUGGCCACCUACUCGUUCAAUAGCAUGGAUAUUCACCUUCACGCCGAUUACAUUUACAAGAAAAACGUUGGUUUCCCACUCUACAUGGAUUACGGCCACGUGCAUGCUAGCGCUCAUGAUGCUUGUGUCAACCUGAAGAUCACUUUCAAGGAAAAGAAACUGUCAGUCCAAAACUCAGAGUGUAAGAUUGGUGGAAUCAAGUUGCAUUUUGACGAGACGCAGCACAGGUAUAUGAGAAAUAGAUUAAUUGGUUUGUGUGCAUCACAAGGUUUAGUGCAACGAAGAACUAAACUAGUUUUCUUUUUUCCUAGAAUUCUCAAUGCUUUGCAAAAGAGUUCGUUUGAACGCAGAAUCACGGAAGUGCUGGAGGAUGCGGCUGCUACGGUCAUCCGUCGCAUGAUUCUUCAGUUAAAGCCGGCUUUGCUAUAAUUGCGCAGUACCUUUCUCACCCUUCGCUCGGUUUUCCCCAAUGUAUAUACCUUAUCCCCAUUCUAAUGACAGAACCUCCUCUUCUCGAAAAUGGAUAUCCCACGCUACUGCUGCAGCUCUUGUUGAUUGAUCAAAAAACAUAAGAUAGUAUUAUUCCUUGCGGACCAAAAAAUCUAACGAUCGUUUGGU